This is a messenger RNA of Fundulus heteroclitus (mummichog), 2949 nucleotides long. RefSeq names its product oocyte zinc finger protein XlCOF6-like. Gene Ontology annotation, molecular function: DNA-binding transcription factor activity; RNA polymerase II cis-regulatory region sequence-specific DNA binding. The record is from RefSeq and is a predicted model, not a curated record. Lineage: Eukaryota; Metazoa; Chordata; Actinopteri; Cyprinodontiformes; Fundulidae. Gene Ontology annotation, biological process: regulation of transcription by RNA polymerase II. The transcript is spliced from 2 exons. The coding region runs from base 377 to 2680 and encodes 767 amino acids.
UGCUUCCUCUGCCUUUACUCCCUUUGGCUCCUAUGCCAGCCUGGAGCAGCCAGAGACCCAUCCAAUAUGGCGGCGACGCAGGAUGCGCUCCAACACGAAAUGGGGCGUCUACGUCUAAAAUACUCUGGGCGGCUCCUGCCGCUGGUCCCAGUGCGCAGACUCGUGUUUCUCCGGAAGAAUGGCGGCAGCGGGCUCGUCGUCGUUCGUGUUUUGUUGGUUUUUUGUCCACGGAGCAGCAGCGGGAGAGUUAAUAAAGCUGGAAGAUAGAAAGAGCAGCAGUUGGUGAACUGUGGAAAGAAGAGAAACGGCUUGAAGCUCAGCUGGAACUGCUCAGGAAGUGUUAAAGGAAAGUUUGGAGAGAGAAAAGCUAGCAGAGAUGUGGAGACAGCAGGUCAAGCAGCGACUGGAUGCAGCAGAGGAGCAGAGACACCACAUCCUGGAUGCUGCUUUCAGCCCCCAACAUCUGCUGCACACAUCAGAGCUGCCUGCAGAUGUUCAGCAGAUGCUGCUGGUUAAAGAAGAGGCUCCUGAAGAACAGAGUCCUGGUGAGGACCAGAGGGACCUGGAGCUUCUCCACAUAAAGGAGGAGCAGGAGGAACUCUGGAGCAGUCAGCAGGGAGAUCAGCCCAGUGUGAAGGAGGAGACUGAUCCCACUGGCUCUCCAGUCAUUGCUGUUCUCAUCAAGAGGGAAGAUGGUGAAGAGAAACCUCUGUUCUCUGAACUUCACCAAACAGACAACAGAGACGUUGCAACCAGCAGCUCAGCUGAGCAGAUGAAAGCAGAACCUGAUGAAGAAGACUAUGGAGGAGUAGAAUCCAGCAGAGAGCCAGAUCUAAACACUCCUGGAGAUGCCACCAACUCUUCAGAGACGGAGGUCAGUGAAGAUGAGGAGAUGGACUGUCCUGACUCUGGGUCUGAAACUGAAGACAAUGAGAAGAAGGAGAGCAGGACUCUGGAAUCAGGUGGACAGGCGAUUAAAUCUCUGAGCUGUUCUGAAUGUGGUCAACAACUUAACCUUCGCUCCUUUCAGAGUCGCACGGCGGCUCAUUCAGCGGUAAGAUGCCCGAGCUGUUCGUUCAGUAAGGACGGGCUCAGAGACGAUGUAAAUAUGGACCCGCAGAGGGAAGUCCAGACAGAUCUGAACUGCUUCAAUUGUGCUGACUGUGGUAAAAGUUUUAACCGGAAAAAUCACCUAAAGGUUCACAUGAGGAUCCACACAGUAGAGAAAACCUUUGUUUGUGACGUGUGCAGACAAACGUUCAGCCAAGAAACCCAUUUAAACAGACACGUGAAGAUCCACACGGGGGAGAAACCAUUUGGCUGUGCAGUCUGUGGACAAACAUUCAGCAGGAAAUCUUAUUUAAACCGACACAGGAAAACUCACACAGGGGAGAAACCGUUUGGCUGCGACGUCUGUGGACAAACAUUCAGCAGGAAAUCUCAUUUAGACCGACACAUGAAAAUUCACACAGGGGAGAAACCAUUUUGCUGUGACAUUUGUGGACAAAGAUUUUAUGAAAAGGCCUAUUUAGACCGACAUAUCAAAAUCCAUGCAGGAGAAAAGCCCUUUUCUUGUGAUAUCUGUGGACAAAGAUUUAGUCGGAAAGCACAUUUAGAACGACACAUGGGUAGCCAUGCAGAGGAGAAACCCUUUGGCUGUGACAAUUGUGGACAAAGAUUUUACGAAAAGGCCUAUUUAGACCGACAUGUCAAAAUCCACUCAGGAGAAAAGCCGUUUGCUUGUGAUGUCUGUGGACAAAGAUUUAGUCGGAAAGCACAUUUAGAACGUCACAUGGGUAGCCACGCAGGGAAGAAACCCUUUGGUUGUGUGGUUUGUGGACAAAGAUUUUAUGAAAAGGCCUAUUUAGAUCGACAUGUCAAAAUUCACUCAGGAGAAAAGCCGUUUACUUGUGAUGUCUGUGGACAAAGAUUUAGUCGGAAGGCCCAUUUAGAGCGACACAUGGGUAGCCACGCAGAGGAGAAACCCUUUGGCUGUGACGUUUGUAGACAAAGAUUUCAUGAAAAGGUUUGUUUAGAUCAACACAUCAAAAUCCACUCAGAAGAAAAACCGUUUGCUUGUAAUGUUUGUGGACAAAGAUUUAGUCGGAAGUCGCAUUUAGGACGACACAUGGGAAGCCACACAAAGGAGAAACCUUUUGGCUGUGAUGUUUGUGGAAAAAGAUUUUAUGAAAAGGCCUAUUUAGACCAACACAUCAAAAUCCACUCAGGAGAAAAGCCAUUUGCUUGUAAUGUUUGUGGACAUAGAUUUAGUCGGAAGUCUCAUUUAGAACGACACAUGGGUAGCCAUGCAGAGGAGAAGCGCUUUGGCUGUGAUGUUUGUGGACUAAGAUUUUAUGAAAAGGCCUAUUUAGACCGACAUGUCAAAAUCCACUCAGGAGAAAAACUGUUUGCUUGUGAUGUCUGUGGACAAAGAUUUAGUCGGAAAGCACAUUUAGAACGACACAUGGGUAGCCACGCAGAGAACAAACCUUUUGGUUGUGUUGUUUGUGGACAAAGAUUUCAUGAAAAGGCCUAUUUAGACCGACACGUCAAAAUCCACUCAGGAGAAAAGCCGUUUGCUUGUGAUGUCUGUGAUCAAAGAUUUUGUCGAAAGGUACAUUUAGAACAACACAUGAUUAUCCACACAGGAGAGAAAUAUUUAACCAAAAGUCUUUUUUAAUGAUGCAUGCGAGAAUCCACACAGGAGACAAACCUUAUGACUGUAGUUAAUGAAAGCAGAAAAUAGCUAAAGGAGAAGAUCUGAGCAGCAAUGGUUGCCUGAGAGGGUCUUAACAGUUUGCCAUAAUUUCCUUAGGUUAUUGAAAUUUUAUUAUUUGAAGUAUUCCUUUUGAUUAAUGCCCCCAUUGUAAACAUGCUAAAUCUAUCUAGUAAAUGGAUAUGUACCACAGACUUUAAAGUAGCUGUUAUUAAACCUUUACUAUAAAUUAA